CCUUUCUCCUCGAACUGUGAGCCGAUUUCGAAACGGUUUCUGAUUUGAAUGCACGUGCCCUCUGGCUCGCCCGGUCAUGGGGAUACACAGAUAGCGGUCAUGAAGUUGCGGUGCCCCCUCGACAUUGGCCUGUGCCACGGGUGUUGGGCUGUGCUGUGUGCAGGGUGGCAGUGUCUGGCGAGUGGCGUAAGUAGUUGACCAUGGGAGGGGGAACUCGGGCACUCAGAGCCCUAUCUGUGGUUGUGACUGCAGUCGUAGCAAGGAGUUUUCUCACGCCUAGCCACGGCCAACAUUUUGUUUCAAGAGCAGCGGCAGGUACUCAACGUGACGCCGCUGUCUCGCGCACAGGAUGCCGACGAUCACCAUUGUCAACAAGGACAGCUCCCGUCGGUGGCAUUCGUAUGUCCGAUUCGGCGGGUAUGGACACGAUCAUCAACGACCUGAAGGAGACGCCAGAUGUCGAGGUUUUGACACUCAAAGUUUCCAAGUGCGUCCAGCAGGUGGCACAGCCGGCUUUCUUCCUCCGACUAGCGGAGCUUGCGGAGACAGCGGAGGACGAACAGCAGCGUGUCAAACUCGAGAACCUCGCCACACAGGUUACCAGCGUGCUCGAGAGACUGGUGGAGUUCGCGGAGGAAAAAAUGGACGAUUCUUCGUCCCUUCUACAGAUCGUAGUGACCAGCGCCGCCGAGAAGAACGGAGAAUUUCUGGUGCCCCUCUCCGAGGAACGCCUGAUCGCGCUGCGCCAAAGUAUCAAGAUUCAUCGAGACCAGCUCGACAACAACUUCCUCGCUACCGUCCAAGCGUGGAUGGAGAAGAGCAGCAAGGAGGAGGAGAUGCAAGGCAUGGUCGUCAUCCUUCAGAAGAUCCUCCAGAUGUAUGCGUCUCAAGAAAUUCUCCUGGGCAGCGCCGAACCCAGCGCUACCGGCGAGACCGCCGAGGCCGACGCCGCCGCGCCCAAGAAGCGCACCCCCGCCCAGCUUCUCUUGGAGGAGAUCUUGAGCAUGGACGCCGACAAGUGGGACGGUGUGCUGGCCGGCCUUUCCGUGGGGCGAGGCAUGACCGGGGGCGUUACGAAGGACGGGCUCUUGGGGGCCAUCCAGGUGGCGGUAGAGAGGGUGAUCUUGCAGCAGGAGAACGGCAGCAUGGCCCAGAGAGUGCAGGCCGAGUUCUUGUCGGAGCUCUGCAAGCGAAUAGAGGCCGCCUGCCCCGAGCAGCCGCUGGGGUCCGGGAUGCUUGAGUAGUCAGGCGCGGCGGCCGCCCUGCCACACCUGUCGGCUGCUGCUUGCCAGCGGACCCCUUGUGUCCACGGCACUCUUCUGGCCCAGGAAAACCCGUUAUUGCGUGGUUUGUUGAAAGCUGUAGAUAACUUUUUGCUUUCAGUUGCCGGCUGUCCUGUCCUUUUUUUUCUCCGGAGCACCCCCGCCUCCCCUUCCACCGUCGUUUUUGCGCUAAUGCCGCACGCCACUGCUGCGCAGGGCGUGACCUGGUGUGGGUGCGAGAUUCUGUUGUCGUGUUCGUCUACAGUAGCCGGAGAGGCGACCGCUGGCUUCCGGUUGCGCAACAAGUAGUUUCCCGAUAACUUAGCAAGCUUAGCCGAGGAAGCCGUCUCGAUUCUGUCUCGUACGGGCGAAUGAUUUGGACACGAUAUGCCGCGUUGCCAUGUGGUGUCUUGAGAUCAUGUAGUCUGAUUCUCUGCAAUAGUUUGGCUUUGGGUCCGAGGGGGAUGGAUGUUUUUUUUUGUUUUUGUGGUGGUUAUCGCUGAAUCCCAGUCGUUUGUGUUGCCUGAAGCCAGUUGUGCUUUCCAUUCCUGUCCGUUUCACUAGUCUCUCGUGGCACUAGCUGUCGUAGGGAUCAAAAGCGAUCAGAGGUUUCUAUGUUACUAACAGGGACUGCUUUUGUCUCCGAGGGGUGUUGUAGCUCCGUUCCGUAGGUAGGCUGGGCGCAUUGUCCUCAUUAGCUGUUUCGCGAACGCGAGUGUAUGGUUCCUCUUGAUGGAGACCCGGCACGAGAAAAAGCUUGUGCCGGUACAGUCGACCCCGCUCUAAGGACGCUCGCGUUAAGGAAACUCCCCGCUUAAUGGAAGCUUGUUUUGCUGAGCAUCAGGGGGCCCGGAAGAAUAUAUGAUAAUGGG
Molecule: messenger RNA, 2134 nt
Organism: Ectocarpus sp. CCAP 1310/34
Lineage: Eukaryota; Phaeophyceae; Ectocarpales; Ectocarpaceae
Source: the annotation of a GenBank genome assembly